AUGUCGUUGAUCUGGACAUAUUUUACCGUGUGCCAGGACGAACCGAAACAGGCUGUGUGUAAUGCUUGUAAGUCUAAAGUAAGCCGUGGAGGAUCAACGCCUAAGACUUAUGGAACAACCAACUUAAGACGCCACUUGGAAAAGAAACACCCAUGCUUGUUUAGCAAGUAUAAAGAAGACACGGCUGCUAGUGCUAAGACUAAGAGGGAUGUACCUGAGUCACAGCAACAACACCCCACCGUCGCCCCUAUGUUCGACACGAGUGUUGAGAAGUCUAAUGCCACCACUCGAAAAAUAAUGGAGUACAUGGCACUGGACGACCAGCCGUUCAGCGUAGUGCAGGAUAAAGGCUUCGUCAACCUGAUUAAACACCUGAGUCCACGGUACAAAUUACCAAGUAGGCGAUACUUUUCUGAUACAGCGCUGCCAGAGUUGUUUGAGAAGGUUUCAAGCCAUAUACGCAAGCUACUCAACGCCACCAAAUCUCCGAUCAGUUUCACGACGGACAUUUGGACUUCUAACGUGAGCUUAAUGUCAAUGUUGAGUCUGACCGCUCAAUGGCUGGAUGAUGAAUUUGAGCUACAUCAAGUCCUGCUAUACUGUGAAGAAUGCCCUGGUUCCCACACUGCGGACAAUUUACGAGCCAAAUUUGAAAAAAUGAUGGCAGAGUGGAACAUCGACAAGAAGAGGGUUCAUGUCGUGUUGCGUGACAACGCUCGGAAUAUGACCAAGGCACUGGAUGACUGCAACUUCGCCAGUCUCCCGUGCAUGGCACAUACACUCCAGCUAGCGGUGAAUGAGGGACUGCAAUCUCAACGCGCAAUCACCGACGCCGUGGCAACAGGCAGGAGAAUAGUCACGCACUUCAAACACUCACCGCUAGCCUACUCGAAACUCCACGUUAUCCAGGAGGAGUUGGGUCAACCCAAGAAACGCUUGCAACAAGACGUUCCGACACGUUGGAACAGCACGUUUUACAUGUUGCAGUCGCUGUUGGAACAAAAACGCGCCUUGAGCUUAUACGCAACAGAACACGAGCUGCCGACAAUAUUCACCACACACCAGUGGGAGUUAAUUGAGAAUGUGUUGAGCAUCCUUCAACCUUUUGAGGAACUCACAAAGACAAUUAGCUCCUCGUCAGCCACCGCCUCGUCCGUCAUCCCUGAAAUCACUGCACUGAAGCGCCUUUUGGGGAGAGCAGCAGACACCGACCGUGGUGUGGGCACUGCCAAGGCCACGCUGUUGGAAGCGGUCCAGAGACGGUUUGCAGACAUCGAGAAGAAUCCACUGUACCUUGUGGCCACUGCUAUGGAUCCUAGAUACAAAACUUGCUACUUCUCAGCAGAAACAAAAAAUGAAGUGAAAAGGGUACUUCUGAACAUGCUGGACAGAGUGGACACCAGUGCCAUCAGACCCACACCUGAUCAGCCUCCUGAGGAACCUGCCAUCGCACCUCCAACCAAAAGGGCAAGCCUACUGCUUUCUGUGCAUGAUGAGAUACUGAUGGAGAAUGCUAGCAAUGAGGAGGAACACCUGCUAGGCCGCCCUGCAUCUGUUCAGUUACAGCGUUACCUCUCAGAGCUGCCCAUCAAGAGAUCUGAGGAUGAAACUGUAAAUGAUGUACUAAAAUACUGGCGUGAAAACAAAACACACUACCCUGCACUUGCCCCGCUUGCCCAAGCAUACCUCUCUGCUCCAUGCACAAGCAUUGAUAGUGAGCGCUUGUUUAGCUUGGCUAGUAAUGUCCUUGAUGAGAAAAGAAACAGGCUUUCUGGGGAGAAGGCAGAAAUGCUGCUGUUUGUGAAGAAGAACCUGCCAUUGAUGGUUGAGUGAUUGCACUGGGGGUGGGACAGAGCACUUUGUUCACAACUUAAAGCUACCUGUUAAUUUCAAUGUUAUUUUUUUAUUUAGAGAUGUCAAGAGAGGUCAAAUGCAAAUGUUAAAAAUGUUAUGAGAACCAGUUUCAAUUGACAAGAGCAUGUGGUGCACUUUAUUUUUUUUAUCCUAGGCCUAUAUUAAAUCCUGCACUUAUUAUGUGAAAAGAAAUAAAAGGCCUAAAAUGUGAUUUACUUAGAGAACCAGUUUUCAAGUGUGCAUGGUGCACUUUAUCUUUUGUUUGUCUUAAUAUUUUAGUUUUUUUCCUAUAUUGACCUGUAAACUGGACUGAAUGUUAUGGUCAGUGUUCUAAAUAAAUCUGCUCAGGGGGCACUGUUGAAACUCA
This is a messenger RNA of Neoarius graeffei (lesser salmon catfish), 2221 nucleotides long. Its product is annotated as zinc finger BED domain-containing protein 4-like. The record is from RefSeq and is a predicted model, not a curated record. Gene Ontology annotation, molecular function: protein dimerization activity; DNA binding. The transcript is spliced from 2 exons. The coding region runs from base 1 to 1833 and encodes 610 amino acids. Lineage: Eukaryota; Metazoa; Chordata; Actinopteri; Siluriformes; Ariidae.